AGUCGUCACCACCACCACCUUGCUAGCUUUUCUUGCUAGUCACCACUACACCUUAUCCAUCUUCCUAGCCAAAAACCAAAACCCACCAUUUUCUGUCCUAAAUAAAUUUGAAGUAUUUCACAUUUCUUUUAACACUUUCAGACCAGUAAUGGAACUCUCCUCUUCUUUCUCUCAAUUACCAAAAAUAUCUGACAUCUCCUUCUCAUCUUCUUGUGCUCCUUUCCCCCUUCAAAUCAGAUACCUUAAACCCCACCACAAAACCCUACAAAAUCUUGGUGUUUUUGCAGUCGCUGUAGACCCACAAGAACUCCCUAAAAACAGCCCUCAAAGACUUCUUAAAGAACUAGCAGAACGCAAGAAAACCACAUCCCCAAAGAAAAGAAUACCCCCCAAAAGAUUCAUACUUAAACCCCCACUCGAUGAUAAAAGACUCGCACAGAGGUUUUUGAAUAGCCCUCAACUAUCCCUCAAACAAUUUCCAUUAUUGAGUUCUUGUUUGCCUUCUUCAAGGCUGAACAAUGCUGAUCAAACUUGGAUUGAUGAGUAUUUGUUAGAAGCCAAACAAGCUUUGGGGUACCCUUUAGAGCCAAGUGAUAGAUUUGGGGAUGAUAAUCCUGCUAAACAAUUUGAUACUUUGUUGUAUUUGGCAUUUCAGCAUCCGAGUUGCGAACGGACUAAUGCCAGGCAUGUGAGAUCAGGGCAUUCAAGGUUGUGCUUCUUGGGGCAGUAUGUUUUGGAAUUGGCUUUCGCUGAGUAUUUCUUGCAGAGAUAUCCUAGGGAGUCUCCUGCUCCUUUGAGGGAAAGAGUUUUUGGGUUGAUUGGGAAGAGGAAUUUGCCCAAAUGGAUUAAAGCUGCCAGUUUGCACAACUUGAUUUUUCCUUAUGAUAAUAUGGAUAAAUUGCAGAGGAAGGAGCGAGAACCGCCAGUUAAGUCUGUGUUCUGGGCUCUGUUUGGGGCAAUAUACUUGUGUUUUGGCAUGCCAGAAGUAUAUCGUGUUCUUUUUGAAGUAUUUGAGAUGGACCCAGAAGCAGAGGAUUGCCAGCCAAAAUUAAGGAGGCAAUUUGAAGAUGUAGAUUAUGUUUCUGUUGAAUUUGAAGGCAAGCAGCUCAGUUGGCAAGAUGUUGCUGCUUAUAAGCCUCCUGAAGAUGCUCUCUUUGCACACCCUAGGCUUUUCAGGGCUUGUGUCCCACCAGGCAUGCACCGAUUCCGAGGAAAUAUAUGGGAUUAUGAAAGCAGACCCCAUGUUAUGCGUACAUUGGGCUAUCCCCUAACAAUGAGAGACAGAAUUCCAGACAUAACUAAAGCUAGGAAUAUCGAACUUGGACUUGGGUUACAGCUCUGUUUCUUGCACCCAUCAAACUACAAAUUUGAGCACCCUCGAUUUUGCUAUGAGCGAUUAGAAUAUGUCGGCCAAAAGAUCCAGGAUAUUGUCAUGGCCGAGAGAUUACUGAUGAAGCAUCUGGAUGCUCCUGGAAAGUGGCUACAGGAGAAGCACCGCCGUGUUCUCAUGAACAAGUUCUGUGGAAGGUACUUGAGAGAGAAGCAUCUCCAUAAAUAUAUCAUCUAUGCUGACAAGGUUGCAGAUGCAUACGAGCACAAUAGAAGACUAAGAAACCCUUCGACAACUGCUGUUAACCAUUCCCUUCACGGGCUUUCAUACACUAUAUAUGGGAAACCAGACGUGAGGCGCCUCAUGUUUGACGUUUUUGAUUUUGAGCAAACUCAACCAAAACUUGUAUGAAGAUUCAAUGAAAAUAAUGUCGUUUUCGUUUCCUUUAGCCUUUGAAAUAGAAGUGGAUUAACGAUUCGUUUCUGGCCCAGUUUCUCAUUUUCUUUUUCCUGUGUACUGUCAAAUGAUGAUUAUUGAUUUGGUAGUGUUUGACACCUGUUCCGGGAUACAA
Molecule: messenger RNA, 1901 nt
Organism: Populus nigra (black poplar)
Lineage: Eukaryota; Viridiplantae; Streptophyta; Magnoliopsida; Malpighiales; Salicaceae
Product: ribonuclease III domain-containing protein RNC1, chloroplastic
Exons: 5
Coding region: 149-1741 (530 amino acids)
Biological process (GO): regulation of gene expression; rRNA processing
Cellular component (GO): nucleus
Molecular function (GO): double-stranded RNA binding; ribonuclease III activity
Source: RefSeq, a predicted model, not a curated record